AUUUUGAGAUUUCGGGACAGUUUCAACAGUUUCCAAAGUCACGUUUCCACGUUCUUUGUGUUCAGUUGUAUUUUGCCCGUGUAAGCAUGCGCUCACAAUCAAGAUGGCGGCAAAACUUCAAAAAACUCUCACUUAAAACUAAUUUUCGCUAUGACACAAAUUCGGGAAACAAUUGAAGCACUUUGCAACGUCCUAAGCAACCAUUCCACUUCACAGGUCUCUGCAGAGAGUUUCCGCUUGGCCAAGUUCGAUAAAGAUGAAGCAACAGAGUCGCUAUGGCUGACACUUCGGACAGUUCUUUCUGUGGACGAUUUAGAACCCGAAUCUAUCAGAAGAGAUAACAUAGUGAGUUUCUGUAAGCAUAAGCUGUUUCACAAAGGAUAUCGAGUGAAUAAAUUUUACCAGCUCCCAGAAGAUAUGUCUUGUGGCAGCAGGGAAUUGAUGUUAGCUCUAGGCUGGUUAAUUGCGAAGGAAGAUGUCAUGUCUGCCUCACUGACAAAGCUGGAGCCGGUGAUUUUUGAGGAUCCUCCGCUGGACUCGUCUUUGUAUGAAAAGAUUCCCUUACCUAGAGGACUAGAUGCUCUUUCAGAACUGAAAAAUAAAAAAGAUCAUAACAACGCCAUUGAUCUUGCUGAAAGUUUAAUUUUCAGGUACAACAAAUUACACUCUUCGUUGAAAAGCCUUUUGGGUGCAAAGAAUGAACACGUAAAAGUUAUCUGCAAAUUACAUUCAAUACCAAAAAGCUCCAAGUCUCAAAGUUCUGGCCAUUUUUCAUCACAAGACAUCUACUUUUUGCGUUACCCAAAUGAACUUGAAAAAUAUCAAGAGAAGCUUGAAUGGUUUUGUGGCUAUGCAAAGGCUCUUAUUUGCUGGUCUUUAAAUGAGCUUACCUUCUGGAAAUGGAUGGAGACUGUAUUGGAUGGAAAAAUAUCAGAUGAGGGAGCAAAGGACACUGGUGUACAGAGUGAUGAUAUUCGACUACAACAGCAGUUUUCACCAAGCAGUGAUUUGCAACUUGCCAAAGGGCAUCAAGUAACACUUUCCCAAAUCUUGCACACUCAAGAACCAACCUACAGGAAAGUUUCUAAAACAUGGAAGAAGAUCAAAGCAAGUCUUCAAUCUUGUGAAGAAGGACGAGCUAAUUUAGCAGAUGCAUUAUCUUUGCUUGAUAGUAAACUUUUGUCAGAAAUAAGAGAACUUCAGAAAUAUUCAUUGAAGUGUCAGAAGAAACCUAAAGCCAGAGGUUCUGUUUGUUUGAGAAAAUUAACUCAAGGAGAAUCCAAUAAGGCAUCAAGGACAACCAAAGAAACUGCAAACACCUCCAUGGCAUCAGAUGAAAUAUCAAGGUUGCGACAAGAAAAAAAGGCACUUCAAAAUCAACUCAGAAGCUUAGAGGAAGUACACAGGGAAAAGAUGUUGCAAAUUUGCCAGGUUCGGCAAGAUCUUGUCUGUAUUUCCCCAGGUAUGACAACUAAUAUUAUGUAACUUGAUUCAUGUAGAUUUACUAACAGAGGGGGUGGUUAUGGUAAAAUCUAACACUGAAACUAUUGAUUGGCAAUGUUACACCCCAAUAACACCAGCAAAACAUGUUUAGUUAUAAUACCACUCAAAACAUCAGAUCUAGUAAAGUUUUGCUGCAUUGGCAACAAUACACACUGUAAGGAUUUUUAUCCUAUAAUUGCGAAAAAAGGUAAAAAACUUUAAAUUAAUUGCAUGAAAAUUCCUUUGCUUCCUCUUUUCCUGAUGCUCAAAACUCAUUUUGAGCAUCUUGAUACUACACUUGAACAUCUUGAAAGUGAACUCGAGUCUGGAACAUCUAAGGUUUUGAGAGGUGAGGAUCAAGAAUUGAGUUUUGAUGAUCAAGUUUGAUGGGAAUGUCAACUUACUUUUUGCGGUAUUGUAAACCAGGUUUAAAUGAAUGAAAUUCAGAAACAGAGAACUGAUAGGCUAAAUUUUCCAUGAGAUUUAGUAGUCAGUUAGUGUGCUAAAUUUGAAGUUGGAAAAACAUUUGUUUAAGCAGCUUCUAUGAAGAAUACAAAUUAAAGCCAUGGUUAACAAAAUGGCUUUAAAGCACGAUAAAGCUUUGGUGUGAAUGUGGUAUUAUACUGAAGAUUUUGAAAUGCCAAUAUGAAAGGAGGCAAAUAUAUAGGAUGUGGUUAUUUGUUAUAAAGACUAUUGAAAAAAAUUAACAAUUUUCAAGGCUAUGUUUUCCACUUUGGAAAAGGAACAAAAAGGAACAAAAUAAUAAUUAGUUCUCAUUCCACCCUGCCAUAUUUACCCUCUUGGUUUUUCACCUCAUUGCUUCCUUUCUUCUUCUUUGCUCCCUUUUAAUACACCUCCUUCUGAUUCUCCCCUCUUCAUCUAAAAUAAUAUGUGUUCCCAGGACUGUGUCUUUGUCAAUGUAGAUCAUGUCCUUAGGAGGAUCCCUCUUUAGUGUACAUGUGGUUGAGUCUGGGGCUUACUCCAAAAAAAAGUUUAAAACUGGAUGCCAGCUUGUUUCAAGUUUUAAAAUAUAAUGGCAACAGUAAGAUUCUUCUAUAGAACCUGAUAUGGUAAAGGUUUUUCUUAAGCAUAAUUAAAAAGCAGUUCUCUCUUACCUUGUCACUUAUGUCUAGCUUGUAAAAUGAAUUUAACUUAUGACCAAAAUGUAGCACAUAAUGCAUUACUCAGACUCUGUGGCAAGGGAAAUUUGGGCUGCACUUGCUUUUUGUUGAAUCAAAGAUACCUUUAAGGUAGGACUGGUAGCAAUACAGAGAAAAUUUAAAAGAA
Messenger RNA from Pocillopora damicornis (cauliflower coral), 2769 nucleotides. RefSeq lists its product as uncharacterized. The record is from RefSeq and is a predicted model, not a curated record. Lineage: Eukaryota; Metazoa; Cnidaria; Anthozoa; Scleractinia; Pocilloporidae.